Molecule: messenger RNA, 1614 nt
Organism: Lolium perenne
Lineage: Eukaryota; Viridiplantae; Streptophyta; Magnoliopsida; Poales; Poaceae
Source: RefSeq, a predicted model, not a curated record
AUGGCAUUAUGGAUUCGGAGGCAGGGUUGGAGGUUAUUAUCCGUGGAGUCAAAUAUCGUGCACGACCAUAAAUUAGAGGAAGAAGAUAGGCUCAGCGCGCUCACGGAUGACAUCUUAAUCUCCAUAUUGGGGACAGUCGACCUUGCCACGGCAGCAAGAACUAGCGUGCUGUCGACGCGGUGGAGAAACCUGCCCUGGUUACUUCCUGAGCUCAAACUUCAUGUCAAGGACUUCCUUAGUGCCCCAUGCCCAGGGGCUGCACAGCAGAUCGAUCAAGCAAUGGCAGCCCUGUCAAGAGCUACUAGCAGCUUGUUAGCUCAGCCCCGCAGGAAACAGAUCAUCACUAAGCUAUGCCUUAAGCUCUAUCUCAUGGGCAACUACUCGCGUGACAUUGGCCUGCUAGUUAGCAAUGCCAUUGACAGCGAGAUUGUAAAAGUAUUGGAACUUGCAAUCUUAAACGAGAAGGCCCCCGAGGACUCAAAAAACGAGGUUAUGUUACAGCAAGCAUGGGAUGUGUGUGGAUUUUUCAAUAUGUAUCCUAGUGUUCUUCGUUGCCUCACAAGACUCCAUCUACAUAAUGUUCGCCUUGCUGAAUAUGAUAUGAAUUACCUCCUGUUUGGCUGGUGCAAGCAACUGCUGCACCUUAGUCUGGACCACUGUGACACCGGGGAUGGUUCUGUAUGGAAGAUCAAUGCGCCAGAUUCAACUCUCAGAGUUCUAGAAGUAUACUUGCCCUCAUUGAAAAGAGCUGAGGUGCUCUGCCUUCCAAAACUAGAGCGUCUCCGUUGGCAGCACUGGGUGUAUUAUGAGGCUCCCUUGUGUUUUGGUUCUGUCCCAUCGCUGAAGGAAAUGUGCCUCCACUGUUCUGUGACUCUCCGCCACCAAGAGUUUAGUUUAAGCCAGGUUCUACAUGGUGCCACAAACAUACAUACUCUAACUUUAAGCUUUCACGGAGAAAAGAUCUGGAUGCAACCAGAAGGAGAACAACUCUGCACUGCAUUCAAUAGUCUAAAGAAGCUGUCUAUUCAUGGCAUCUAUAUGGAAUUUGACCUGUUAUGGAUAUUAAAUCUCCUAGAAGCUGCUCCAUCCGUUGAAAUGUUUGAUGUUGAGAUGUUCUUUCAUCCAUGCCGUGAGGGUAACGAAGAAAGAAUAAGAUAUUUUGGUACUGAAAAAGUUAAACCUUCAUGGAAGAUGCCUAGGAUCAUGAACUGUAACAAGUGGCAAUUGAAAGAAUUCCAGUUUGCUGGUUUCAGGCCCCAACUGCAGCAACACUUGCUAUUUGUAAGAAACGUGAUGGAUCGAGCUCAGGACUUGAAGUCGGUUAUUCUGACAAACGGUUUAGUGUCAUGCAAGCGCUGCAAGGCAAUGGUUACAAUACUUCCCCCUGUAGGAGGCGUCUUUCCAACAAACAGGGAUGAGCAAGAAUUAGUAGCAAAGCAACUUAGGGACAAGGUCUCGUCCUCGGCACGGAUAAUAUUUUGUAGUGUUGGUUCAACAUUUAUAUUGUAAUAAUCUAUUUCUCUCUAUAUAUAUACCUCAUUAAUAUUAUUAUACACAUACACGCUACUAGCAAAUAUGUCCGUGUGCUGCUACAUAUUGAAUUCUAUGGAAUAU